AUCAGAAUCAAACAAAGUAUUUUGUAAACAAACAAAAAAGCUUCGAAUUCUUCGUUUUUUAAAGUUUUUGCAAAUUUGAAUGUAUGCAUUGCUACAUUGAACACUGUUGAAUGCGUCAAAUUAUGUGAGAUAUAAUUACCCACCCCACCUUUGGUAAUGAUAAAUGUUUUCGGAAUUUUAUCAUUUCUAAAUUUAGAUGUUCAGAAGUGAGUACCUUAUAAGGUAUUAACCGGCUGAAUAAUCAAUAGACCGUGUAGGCCUAUGUACAAACAAAAUUUUGUAAUUUUUCGUACAAACAAUAGUUUGGCCACUGCAGUAUUGGGGAUCAUUUUCCGGAGAAGGUUACAGUACUAGUUGUUUGUAGAGAAGUCACACAAUGGAGGCACAUGAGACAGAAGAAGAUCUCGAUGACCAGUUUGACUCUAUGAUUAAAAUGAAUGACCCUUUCCUAGAAAUAUUGAUUCCAGAAGGGGAACCAAGCAUCUAUUCAGCCAUACGUUAUGGGGAUGAUGACAUGGUGAAGAGGCAGAUUCAUGAAGGAGUUGACUUGAAUAGAAAAUUUGAAGGUGGUAUAUACAAAAUAAAGAACAAUACAAUGGCUCAUAGGAUGCAGACCAAGUGUUAUUCAGUGCUCCAUUUAGCAGCUCUUCAUUCAUCAUGUCAGGUUAUAGAGACAUUAUUAGACAAUGGUUCAGACAUAGACAUUCUAGAUGAGCAGCAUAGGACAUCUCUUCAUUUUGCCAUCGUUGCCUGUAGAACUUCUGUGAUCAAAUUACUCAUCGCAAAAGGAGCUAAUAUUGAUGUACAGUCAUCAAGUGGUCGUUCCCCUUUGCUUGAAUCUGUGAUUAAUGGUAGUUUUGAUAUUGCUAAGAUUCUGAUAGAGGCUGGUGCCCAGCUUGAUCUGGUUGACACGAAAGGAACAUCAGUCUUACAUCAACUGAGUUUUAACAGAGAUAUAAACUUGUCCAUGAUCCAACUUGUCUUGGAAAAAAAAGGUGAUCCAAACAUAAAAAAUCAUAAAGGAGGUACACCUUUAAUGUUUGCUGCAUCGUUGAAGAGACAUUUUAGUGUUGAUCUGAUAAAACUCCUCCUUCAGUAUGGUGCUGAUAUUAAUUUGACUGAUAAUAAUGGCAGGUCAGCUAUACAUUUUGCAGUGGAGCAUAAAUCAACAUUCAAGCACUUGGUGAACAUAUUGUUUUUCCUGAUUCAACAUGGAGCUUCCAUCAAUACACCUGAUAAAUCUGGGAAAAUGGUUUUGGAUCAUGCAAUAAAAACUAUGGCAUUAUCAACAGUUAAAUGUUUACUGAAGGCCGACUGUCCACGCAAUGUCAGCCAGAUUAUGGAGAGUCCAAAUAUUGUGUAUCUAUGUGAACAAGUUCCUGAUUUUAAACAUUGGCUUAUGGAAGAAUUGUAUCAGCCGAGGUCAUUGAUGAGACUGUGUCGGGGAACCUUGAGGGACUGUCUGAGCCCUGCAAAUCUCACUAAACUACAUUUACUUGACAUACCAAGACAGUUGCAGGAUUUUCUUCUGUGUAAAGAUUUACAUGGAAGCAUGUUUUCAUAGUCAGUUAUGAACUAAAUCUUUAUUUCAUUAUAUUGGUGCUUACUGACAACGCUGAUGGAAUUUUGAAUUGACAUACAUUCACUUGAAUGGAUUUAACAAUAUGAAACCAAUGUAUAAAAUGAUCAAAAACAGCUGGAAUAUUAGAUUAUUUGCAUGCAUUGUCAAUGGUACAAAUUUCCCAAAGUGUCUGGAUUUUGCUCAAAUUUACUUUUUCAGUUUACACAAUAUCUUAUUCAACAUGAAUACACAUGCAUAAACAAUAAGUAUAUAAUCUAAACACAGUGAAAAAUAUUAGUGGACUGGGAAACGAGUCAAGGUUGACUUAUGUAGAUUCAUUUCCACAACUUUUUUUUCUUAAGGUUGUAAUAACAAAUUUUAUUUAAAAGUUAGACUUUUAUUUGUUUCUAAACUUACGAGGGUGCUGUGAUGUGCAUUUUCUGAAGUUACAUUGCUUACUUUUGAAGCAAUACCAUUGUUAACUUUUCAUUGUUAAAAAUAAAUAUUCAGAAUUUAAAGAAAUAAUUAACAUGAUUUAUGCCAUGAUUUUGUAGUAAUUAUCAAUAUUUCUACUAUGUUACUAACACAGUAAGGACUAUUUUGCAUAUUCUGACAUGUGAUUGGUAAUUUUAGUAGAUUUUAAUUGCUAUUUGGAUUGUAUUAAUUACUUUUUUUUGUUCAUUUGACAAUGUUUUACAUGUUAAUACAUUAUAAAAAUCUUCAUGAUAUUAGCAUGAAUCUAUAGGUGUGCCGCUUUAAGCUUCUAUGUUUUGGAUAGGGUUAGUUUGGCAAAGGUGUUGGGUUUGCCAUGUAUUGUGGGUGGGUGAGUUUGGCAAAGGGUUAGGGGUGGACUUUACAUGAUACAUGUAUUCCGGGUAGGUGAGAUUGGCAAAGGGUUUGGGUGGACUUUACAUGAUACAUGUAUUGCGGGUGGGUGAGAUUGGCAAAGGGUUUGGGGUGGACUUUACAUGAUACAUGUAUUGCGGGUGGAUGAGAUUGGCAAAGGGUUUGGGGUGGACUUUACAUGAUACAUGUAUUGCGGGUAUGUGAGAUUGGCAAAGGGUUUGGGGUGGACUUUACAUGAUACAUGUAUUGUGGGUGGGUGAGAUUGGCAAAGGGUUUGGGGUGGACUUUACAUGAUACAUGUUUUGCGGGUAGGUGAGAUUGGCAAAGGGUUUGGGGUGGUCUUUACAUGAUACAUGUAUUGCGGGUGGGUGAGAUUGGCAAAGGGUUUGGGGUGGAGUUUACAUGAUACAUGUAUUGUGAGAAGUGAGUUUGACAUGGGAAGAGGGGUGUUAAUACACGAUAUGUGAACCGUUAGUGGGUGUGUUCAACAUCAGGGGCGGAGUUUAUAUGACAUUUGCAUUGUGAGUGGGUGUGUUCACAACUAGGUGUGGAGCUUACAACAGAUCGUGAGAUAAAGUAUAUUAAAUUAUAUGUUAAUAUACUUAGUCAUGAUCUGAAUGUAUAAUUAAUGUUAGAAUUUUUUGGACUGUUCAUUUCAAAAUGAGAUUCUUCAGUAAUUGUUUUAUUUACUUAUUUUUUUGUCAUUAAGUUUGAUAUUUAUUGUUAAUGUUUUUUUUUGUGCCCCCACUAUGGGGGGGGGGAGACAUUUAGAUUUACCCUCGUCCGUC
Ruditapes philippinarum (Manila clam) is the source of this 3195-nucleotide messenger RNA. RefSeq names its product ankyrin repeat domain-containing protein 7-like. Lineage: Eukaryota; Metazoa; Mollusca; Bivalvia; Venerida; Veneridae. The transcript has 8 exons. Gene Ontology annotation, molecular function: protein binding. The record is from RefSeq and is a predicted model, not a curated record. Bases 377 to 1564 code for a protein of 395 amino acids. Gene Ontology annotation, biological process: intracellular signal transduction.